GCCACCAGCACCUAUGUUGAUGACGGCGGCUACGUCGUCACCCCCACCGGAUGUACAAACUUGAAUCAAGAAGUCGAGCUGGGCGUUGUAAUUGGGAAGCAAGCCAAAAACGUUGAUAAAGCUAAUGCCAUGGAAUAUGUCGGAGGACGAAGC
This is a messenger RNA of Mesorhabditis spiculigera, 153 nucleotides long. The record is from the annotation of a GenBank genome assembly. NCBI's taxonomy places the organism in Eukaryota, Metazoa, Nematoda, Chromadorea, Rhabditida, Rhabditidae.